AUGGCUGACAACGCCAAUAAUGGCAACAAUGGACACAACGGAGGAGGUGUAGAAGACCAGGCUAAUGGACAUAACAACAAUGACCGUAGCCUGAGGGACUACUUACUUCCUAACUUGACAGGGGCCCGAUCCUGCAUAAGGCCACCUGCUGUUGAUGCAAACAAUUUUGAAAUCAAGCCAGCCAUACUGCAGAUGGUCCAAUCUUCAGUCCAGUUUGGGGGACUGCCGUCAGAAGACCCAAACAUGCACCUCGCCAACUUCGAAGAACUGUGCCAGACAUUCAAGAUCAACGGAGUUAGCGAUGACGCCAUCAGACUGAGGCUGUUCCCAUUCUCACUAAAAGAACGAGCCAAAAGUUGGUUUAUUUCUUUACCAACUCAUUCUAUCAACACUUGGGAGGAAUUGGCCCUGAAAUUCCUAUCCAAGUUCUUUCCUCCUGCAAAGAUUGCCAAGCUGAGAGCUGAUAUCAAUAACUUCACCCAACAGGACAGUGAAUCUCUUUAUGAAGCAUGGGAGAGGUUCAAGGACUUACUGAGAAAGUUCCCUAAUCAUGGGAUUGAGAAGUGGCUACAAGUGCACAACUUUUACAAUGGGUUGAUGAAUGAAACCCGAACACUCAUAGAUGCCGCUGCUGGUGGAGCUUUCAUGAGGAAAAGUGCUAAUGAGGCCUUUGAAUUACUUGAAGAGAUGGCCAUGACUAACCAACAAUGGUCAACAGAAAGAGGUCCAUCUAAAAAAGUUGCAGGUAUGUAUGAAGUGGAUGCUAUUACCAAGUUGACAGCUCAGGUAGAGGCCCUAACAAAACUGAUAACUGUUCAAGUAAAACAAGCUCAGGUGGUUUGUGAGCUAUGUGGAGGUCCUCACCCCUAUGAGGAAUGUCCGGUGGAUGUGAAUAGUUUACCAAUGGAUCAAGCAAAAGUCAUUGGAAACUAUGCCCAAAAUAAUAAUUAUGGGCGCAACCAGCAGGCGUUCUACCAGCAGAGAAAUCAGCCCCAACAAAACCAACAACAGCUGCAACAGCAAGAAACUCAGAUGGAACAAUUGACUACUCAAGUGGCAAAACUAGCUCAAGAGAAUUCACCUAGCACUAGUGAGGUAAAAGGACAAGAACAAUGUAAAGCAAUCUCCUUGAGGAGUGGAAAGAGUUAUGAUGGCCCGAGCCAAGCCAAGCCAGAGAAUGGAGAAGAUGAACAACCAGCACCUACACCAGAAAAGCAGAAGACUACUGAUGGUCUUCAGCAAAAAGAAACUUCUCCCCCUAUUAGUAUUGACCAUCAUAUAAAGAUUCCUUAUCCCCAGAGGUUGCGCAAGACUAAUACAGACAAGCAGUUUAGCAAGUUUCUUGAAGUAUUCAGAAAGCUGCACAUCAACAUUCCUUUUGCAGAAGCUCUUGAACAAAUGCCAAGCUACGUCAAAUUCAUGAAGGAGAUUUUGUCAAAGAAAAGAAAGAUGGAAGAAUUUGAGAUGGUGGCACUUACUGAAGAGUGCAGUGCGGUCCUGCAGAAGAAACUACCACCCAAGCUAAAAGAUCCGGGUAGUUUCAACAUCCCAUGCUCAAUAGGGGGUUCUAUACAAACAAAAGCUUUAUGUGAUCUGGGAGCCAGUAUCAACUUAAUGCCCCUAUCAAUGUUCAAAAGAUUAAAAUUAGGGGAAGCUAAACCCACAACAGUUACUUUACAAAUGGCAGAUCGGUCUUUGACUCAUCCUCGGGGUAUAAUUGAAGAUGUCUUGGUAAAGGUUGGUAAGUUCAUCUUCCUUGUUGAUUUCUUAAUACUUGACAUGGAGGAAGAUGAGAAUAUUCCUAUCAUCUUGGGAAGACCAUUCCUGGCAACGGGAAGAGCAUUAAUUGAUGUACAGAAGGGGGAGUUAAAGUUGCGUGUUCAAAAAGAAGAAGAAACUUUCAAAGUGUUUUCUGCAACUGAAAUUCCUACUUGUUGUCGACUAGAAGUUGGAAAGGAUGGUCGAGAAGUCACUACCAACAAGACAAAAGGGAAGUCUAAAGAACGAUUUCGAACUGUUCGACGACGUAUGAAAAGAUUGUUGUGUGGAAAUUAUGAAGGUGACUCUCAAUCUAAGCAAAGCUCUAAAAUUUGCAGCGUUGGAGGUCAGUUUUCGUCGUUUGGCAUAAAGGCCCUCAUGGAUGCGAGAGGUGGAUUCUACCCACCACCACCUCCCCCGCCAUACUGA
This is a messenger RNA of Cannabis sativa, 2187 nucleotides long. RefSeq lists its product as uncharacterized. Lineage: Eukaryota; Viridiplantae; Streptophyta; Magnoliopsida; Rosales; Cannabaceae. The transcript is spliced from 2 exons. The record is from RefSeq and is a predicted model, not a curated record. Bases 1 to 2187 code for a protein of 728 amino acids.